Molecule: messenger RNA, 2148 nt
Organism: Penicillium verrucosum
Lineage: Eukaryota; Fungi; Ascomycota; Eurotiomycetes; Eurotiales; Aspergillaceae
Product: DUF3405 domain-containing protein
Exons: 7
Coding region: 1-2148 (715 amino acids)
Source: RefSeq, a predicted model, not a curated record
AUGGCGUCCACAAUGAAAAUUGCAAGCUAUCCAAUUCUUCCUUCCUGGCCUUGCCUGAACGUCUUCCGCCGUCAGCAUCGGGCAUAUUAUUACACAAUAUUGGCAAUUCUAUUGUUGCUCAUCCUGAGCAGCAUUUCAACUCACAGGCAAGAAGACCAUUGGUCGUAUCCUUCUUUUAAUUCAUCGCCUGAUGUAGAACAUUCAAGGUUACCCGUCAUCCGCCCGGGAGAUAUAACAGCCAGUAGUUUACGCGAAGUGAGGCCACAAGAUGAUACUGCGCCAUUUGCCCAUGAACCUAUUGGGCUUGGGACAUUACGUGACGUCCGAGAAGGGAAUUUCUAUCGCGGCGGAACCUUGACAUUAACACAUGGAAAUGGUGAUGGCCCUUUCGUUUAUGACCCAUACCCAGACUACAACGGAGAUGAGUGGCGCAAAGUGUCUUUAGGGAGCUUUCAAGCGUGUGCUGGUCCUGGGGGAAGGCUUCUAAGUCGCUCGAGCGCGGACGACAUGAUGUCUGUGUAUCCUGGUAUUCCAGAGAAAUUCCCUCCUCCAUUGCUUGGCUCGUAUGCGGCAACAGGGCUCGAUGCAUAUGUCUGUUCUGAUCGCUUCUCUCGAUUGCGUACCUACGGCUACGAUAACUAUACCAACCACCCCGUCUCCGCCUCUAAGGGUCCAGUACAAACCAACUGGAACGAGGUCAACUGGGGGUCACUCCAAGCACAAUGCUUCGAGAGAAAUGCCGGUCGAUACACCCAGAGCCAAACUCAACCGCGCCCUAUCCAGCACAUCCUUCCAGCUCGCCCCAUCUCUCGCUCUCCUACAAUGAAUCUCCGCCGGGGACAAUCUAAUACCACACCAUCUGAGCCACGGCAUAAAACAAGAUCUGCGGUCGUCCUACGUACAUGGCAUGACAUGGAAUGGACCGACAACCUUAAGCAGAGUGUUCGGUCCCUGGUCAUGGAACUAUCAUUGCACUCUGGUGCCGAAUAUGAAGUUAUCAUCUUAUGCCAUGUGAAAGACGCGAGCAUCCCAAUUAAUAUAGAGGAUGCGGAGGCAAUGCGAAGUCUCAAGUCUCGCUUCAUUCCACGCGAGUUCCAAGAAAUGGCCGUCCUUUUUAAUGACCAGACGUUGGAGUCAUGGUAUCCCGGCGUCGAUGAGCAUAGCACGACACACCAAUACUGGCAGCCAGUCCAGAUUUUCUCUCAAUCGUUCCAAGACUUUGAUUAUUACUGGCAAUUAGAAAUGGAUUCUAAAUUCACCGGUCAUGUCUACCACUUCCUCGAGAAGUCCGCCGAAUUCGCAAAAAGGCAGGCACGAAGAUACCUCUGGGAGCGGAAUGCAUAUUUCUACAUCCCAGGCACAUAUGGGACCUGGCGAGACUUUACAAGGAUGGUCGGCUCCACUAUGAAGGGCCGUGGAAGUGUCUGGGGACCUAAUGGUAUCCCUUCACAACUGACACCGGCCCAAAGCCCCCCCGUUAAAUCCCCAGAAGAAGACAAAUAUGAAUGGGGUGUCGGCGAAGAAGCAGAUCUUAUCACCUUUUUACCAAUGUUCGACCCUACCGACACGCAGUGGACAUUCGUCAAUACACUAUGGGGACUUUCAGGAGACGUUCCACGACGCGCAUCGCCUGUUGCUAUAGGACGGGUAUCGAAAAAUCUAGUGCAGCAAAUGCACGAGAUAAACCAACGGGGCAUCGGCUUAGCUUCUGAGAUGACAGCUCCUACGCUAGCUCUCUGGCAUGGACUUAAAGCCGUGCACGUACCCCAUCCUGUUUAUGUUGACGGGAAAUGGUCAUCAAAGGAACUUGGUCGGAUUUUAAACCCUGGUCAACCCGAGAAAAUCAACGGUGGCGAUGAUAGUGCCUGGAACUGGAAUCACCGUUGGGAUCAUAUCUUGUACCGGCUGUCUUACAUGUUCACAACACAGACUGCGGAAGACCUUUAUCGGAGAUGGUUGGGCUACAGGAUUGAUCCUAACCAAUUUGCUGAUGGAAGCUAUCACCAGGAUCCUCAAGGCCGGAACUGGUUCGAGAGCGGCGACUUGCGAGAGGAUUUAUAUGGUCCACUGUGUUUUCCAUCCAUGUUACUGCACACGGUCAAGAAUACAGCGGAAAAGAAGGGGCCAGGAAUGGCAGUUCCAGUCUAA